Molecule: messenger RNA, 4566 nt
Organism: Poeciliopsis prolifica (blackstripe livebearer)
Lineage: Eukaryota; Metazoa; Chordata; Actinopteri; Cyprinodontiformes; Poeciliidae
Gene: slc32a1
Product: solute carrier family 32 member 1
Exons: 2
Coding region: 612-2192 (526 amino acids)
Biological process (GO): amino acid transmembrane transport
Cellular component (GO): vacuolar membrane
Molecular function (GO): amino acid transmembrane transporter activity
Source: RefSeq, a predicted model, not a curated record
UCCUGGUGGGGCACUGGGAGGGCUGGAGACGUGCUUUGCAUUGGCAGGCGGCUGAGGACACGUGUCUCGUCCCUGCCUCCCCCUAUCCGGGCUCAACGGUACCGCAUUGGCAUCAGUAGAGGCACCUGAACUCCUGGGGAAAGCUGCUUGCCACCUUAUAGCUACCCCCUAAAAUAAAGAACCCACAGCACAGUCCCCGCAGCAACCUGUGGCUUGACUUUUUUUUUUUUCUUUUUCUUUUUCCUUUUUUUUUUCUGGUCGUGCGUAAAGCUUUUGCGCACAGCGCCUCGGAGACUGAAAAGGUGCGCUUACACUGGUCGAGCGUCAGAUCGCAGCGCCAGGAUGCAGAAGCGGAGCAGCGACGUCUGAAGGUGACAUGAACCUGGGGAUAGUCCAGAGCAUCAGCCGCACACGCAACAAGAAGUGGAGAUAGCAACUGAAAACCGUCGUGUCUUGAAGCCAAACUUGCGAUUUUCCUUUUGGUUUCAUCUCAUGCUGAGAUUAAAGAGCUGCAGAACACAGUAGCCUCAUUUUUCAUUGAGUGACGGGGGAAAGGAAGAAAAAGCAUCUAAUUAGUCAGUGGACAGUUUAGAGUCAACAGAGGAGGAAAAAUGGCGACGUUAAUAAGAGGCAAGAUCUCUAAUAAACUGUCAAACGCAGCCACGGCUGUGUCCAACAAAUCCACGGCAAAGGUGAGCGGCAUGUUCGCCAGGAUGGGCUUCCAGGCCGCCACGGACGAGGAGGGUCUGGGCUUUGCCUCCUGCGACGACCUGGAUUACGACCACCGUCAGGGCAUGCAGAUGGACAUUCUGUCCUCCGACGAGAUCGGAGGAGAGGGUGGCGGAGACGGCGGCGGGCUGGAGGGGGACAGCCACUACCAGAGAGACGGCACCGGUCCGCCGCUCUCUGCCUCCAAGGACGGGAGCUCGAACAACGAGUUGUCCGAAGUUAAACCAAAAAUCACCGCCUGGGAAGCGGGCUGGAACGUCACGAACGCAAUCCAGGGGAUGUUCGUUCUGGGCUUGCCCUACGCCAUCCUGCAUGGAGGAUACCUCGGACUCUUUCUCAUUAUUUUCGCCGCCGUGGUGUGCUGCUACACGGGGAAAAUCCUCAUCGCCUGCCUGUACGAGGAGGACGAAGACGGGCAGCUCGUCCGUGUGAGGGACUCCUAUGUGGACAUUGCCAACGCCUGCUGCGCGCCCAGGUUCCCAACUCUGGGUGGUCACGUCGUGAAUGUAGCUCAGAUCAUAGAGCUGGUGAUGACCUGUAUUCUGUACGUGGUCGUCAGCGGGAAUCUCAUGUACAACAGCUUCCCCAACAUGCCCAUCUCCCAGAAGUCUUGGGCCAUCAUCGCCACCGCCGCUCUGCUCCCCUGCGCCUUCCUCAAGAACCUGAAAGCCGUCUCCAAGUUCAGCUUGUUGUGCACGCUGGCGCAUUUCAUCAUCAACGUCCUGGUGAUCGCCUACUGCCUGUCCAGGGCGAGGGACUGGGCCUGGGACAAGGUCAAGUUUUACAUCGAUGUCAAGAAGUUCCCCAUCUCCAUUGGGAUUAUCGUGUUCAGCUACACCUCGCAGAUCUUCCUGCCGUCCCUGGAGGGGAACAUGCAGAAACCCAGCGAGUUCCACUGCAUGAUGAAAUGGACUCACAUCGCUGCCUGUAUCCUCAAGGGCCUGUUCGCCCUGGUGGCCUACCUGACCUGGGCAGACGAAACCAAGGAGGUGAUCACAGACAACCUGCCACCAACUAUCCGAGCCGUGGUCAACCUCUUCCUGGUGGCCAAAGCUUUGCUGUCCUACCCGCUGCCCUUUUUCGCCGCCGUGGAGGUGUUGGAGAAAUCCUUCUUCCAGGACGGGGGCCGCGCCUUCUUUCCGGACUGCUACGGAGGCGAUGGGCGCCUAAAGUCCUGGGGACUGACUCUCCGAUGCAUACUAGUGGUGUUCACCUUGCUUAUGGCGAUCUAUGUGCCGCACUUCGCCCUGCUCAUGGGCCUCACCGGCAGCCUGACGGGCGCCGGGCUCUGCUUUCUGCUUCCCAGCAUCUUCCACCUCAAGCUCUUAUGGAGAAAGCUUCAGUGGCACCAGGUGUUCUUUGACGUGUCCAUCUUUGUAAUAGGCGGUAUAUGCAGCAUAUCUGGUUUCAUCCACUCCAUGGAGGGGCUCAUAGAGGCUUUCAAAUAUAACAUAGAAGAAUAGAGACGAAUCACUGGAGUACCGAUGCAUCUCAAUAAAUUAGAAUAGAAUCAUAAAGCAAAUUUAUUUGACUAAUUCAGUUUAUUUUCUAGUAAUUUUGCCUAUAUGAAAUGAAAACCCCAAAUUCAGUUACUUUAAGAAAGAAAAUAUUCUAUAGACCAAUAAAAAGAUCAAUUUUGAUACAAAUAUGUGAUAUUAUUACCAUAGCAGUUUUCAAGUCAAAACUGUUCAUCAGUCACUGGCACCCUGAGCAAAAAGAGCAACCCAGAAAAAGUUCAUCACUAAAACGCUGGUUGAAGGUUGAAAGUUAAGUGGAAGGAAAAAUUGUGAAAAAAAAAAAAAAAAGAAUUAGAGAAAAUACCCAGUUGCUUGAGCACUUUAAAUGGUCGUCUGAAUGAGUCAGAAUCUAGGUCCACAUAUGUCAACAAGGAUGGUGAAGCAAAACCAUGUUAACGUUUGCCUGGCGUGGAAACGUCAGAGCUUAAAAGUCAGAGAGGCACCACACAGAACGAUCCAGAUCGCAGCUGGAGUCAAUGUCAGAAUUGUCUUGAUUAAGGUAAGAAUAAAAGCAACUGGUUUAAAUGAUUCAAAGUUCUCUUGCUAGAAAUGAAAGUUAAUUUCAAUUUAAUUUAGAAAUCAAUCCAAACCCAAGAUUGUGGAAGACUAGUUUACAAUCCGAGUUGUUUGAAGUCCAGAGGAAAAUUUUUCACAUCCAGUGAAGAUUCUUGUCAUCUGCUCGUGUUGUGUUUUAUGAAGUCCAGAAUCAGACCUUCUACCAGGAAAAACUUAGAUAAUCUCAUGCUUCACUUUAUUGACCAUUGCGUCACUAUGCUUGACUGGCCUGCAAACGCUCCUGAGCUAAACGGCUUUGAGAAUAUUUGUGGUUUAAAAUCCUUUUUACAUCUGGUCCUAUAUAAUGUUCUAACUUUCUCAGAAACUGAAUGUGAGGUUUUCAUUUACUGUAAACCUUACAGUCGCAAUAGACGCUUGAAACAGCGACGUCUCACCGCCUGUAACGACUCUAUGAAAUAUGCUUCACUUUUAUUUUGCUGAACUAAAUUGGUUUUCCGGUUAUAUUUUAGUUUGCUGAGAUGAACCUGUACUCGUUAACUGCUAAUUCCCAUUUAGUGAAAACAUUAAAAACACACAAACACUAAGCGGCGUGCGCUCCUUCCCCUCUGCUUGAUUCAUGCGUAAAAGCGCGCACUGAGCACACACACACAUUUGCGCACUAUCUCUCAUGUAUUUUACACACACAAGUCUAACAGCAGCGAUGGAGUCUAACGCGUCCGCGCAGUCGAUACGUGUUAUAGGCCUACAUAUGCGAACAAAAGAAACACAAACAUAUUUUCCAGUGGAGUGAAAGUUUACAUUGACCUUAAGAAAAGUUGCAAAAAGAGGGCAGACGCUCGUGUCGCUCUUGCGGUGCUUCUUCCCCAGAUCGCAAUGAUCGAGUUUGAGAGGAAAGAAAGGAAGAAAAGUGAUGAUUAAAUUUAGUUUAAACUUCAGCGUGACUGCAGGGACUGACUGUGGCGUUAAAGCCAAAAACAAACCCGAAAAGCACAUACAUAUGUGCAACAAUCCGAUUUUUCUUAAUCUGCAUCAAAGACGAAGAACGUUUUUGCUUUUUAAUAAAAAAAAUAAUCUGGAUAUCCCGGAUAAUAAAAGUUGGCGGUGUUAAAACAUCAGAAGAGAGCAACUGUACAAACUAUGCAUUGAAUGUAUGAUACAGGCUGCAGAAAAUGGAACGAAGAUACAAAAAAUGUGAAGUGUUCUGGUUCAGUGGCGUGGACGUGUUGAUGCUUUGACAGGCCUUUUCCCCUCCACAAGACUCCUCUUUUUUUGUUGUUGUUUCUGAGCUUAUCAACACGCAAUAACAAAGUCCCAUCUCAACUUCUUCCCCCCCCCCGACCUCUCCAUCCAGCCCCGUUUCCUCUCAGCGUGGGAGCUCCGAACUGAAACUGCACACCGGAUUUAAAAAUAACGCAUCUAGAUCCACACAUGGCCCUGUUUUAUGAAAAUUAAUUUGAUACGCUCCAGUUUUAAAAAUUUCGAUGUCUAAAAAUAUGGGGAAGAAAUGAAAACCAUAAUUAAUACAAGUGAGAUUAUCAAAGAGGAAAAUGUGCAUACAUUUUUCAUUCUGUGCAAUCCAAUGGGUCCUGUGGAAAUGUUAUUAAAAAAACCCGUAUGUGUAGUGUGUUAUUGUGGUUUCAAAAAGAUGGAAUGUAUAUCUCAAAAGUGGUGAUCAUAUAUUGUGAAAUUAAUAUUAAAGAAUAAAGAAAUAAGUGAAAUUAUAUUGUAAAAAAUGUGUGUGGUUUUAUGUAAAAGAACGAUCAGAACAUGUAUUUUUUUUCUCUAUAAUAAAACAGAAAAUGAU